Messenger RNA from Recurvomyces mirabilis, 963 nucleotides. RefSeq lists its product as uncharacterized. The transcript has 2 exons. Gene Ontology annotation, molecular function: structural constituent of ribosome. Lineage: Eukaryota; Fungi; Ascomycota; Dothideomycetes; Mycosphaerellales; Teratosphaeriaceae. Gene Ontology annotation, cellular component: ribosome. The record is from RefSeq and is a predicted model, not a curated record. The coding region runs from base 1 to 963 and encodes 320 amino acids. Gene Ontology annotation, biological process: translation.
AUGCCGCCACGACUACCAGUCCCCCAAUGCCUUCGGGCUGAUGCGACGUCCUACACAUGCAUCUACACCCGCAGCUUCACCUCCUCCGUCCCAUCCUCAGUCUCCGCCUCCGCGCAAGCCUCGAAAGCGGCCCAGCAUCGCCGAACACAUGACCCCUACGCCAUUGCCCAAGCGAAAGCGCGAAAAGCUGCAAACCUCAGCCGGCGGACAGUAUUAAAGGAGGAGAGGGCAGCCAGUCUUGGCAACGCUGUGCUGGGCAUCGAGACCCCCUUCCUCCGCUCCUUCGACACCGCCACUAGAUCUACCGCGUCAGAAGAUCAACCUCGCCACACCGCACCUACAGACUCCACCCAACGCCGCAACUUCUUCCUCACCCAGCAAGAAAUCGACGCCGAAAUCAAACACAGCGAGAAACUCUUCACCCUCCACCCCGACGACCCCCGCGACUACGAUAACGAUUACACCACCGAAUCCCAGCAGCAGCAACAACGCGAAGAAGACCAAGCCACCGCCUCCGAAGCCCUCAAACGCAUCUCGAGCCUCACCCUCGGCAGCUCAGAAGACAGGAGAAGAGUGAACAUCCAACGCUGCAUCUCCACCUUCGGCCGCCACGCCACCGACAACCACCUCACCAGCGUCUCCCGUCCCGACGCUCCCAUCGCGAAAGUCGAGGAGGAGAAAGCCGAUCAAGGGUGGGUGAUCCCGCGUGUAGGGCCGGAUACGGGGAGUAGUGAAGUUCAAAUCGCUAUUCUCACCGCCAAGAUCCGCACAUUGUCCGAGUUCUUGCAAGGGAGGGGCAGGAUGGACAAGGUGAAUAAGAGGAAUUUGAGAUUACUGGUGCAUAGACGGCAGAAGUUGUUGAGGUAUUUGCAGAGGAGUGAUAAGGGGGGGUCGAGGUGGCAGCAUUGUAUUGAGAUGUUGGGGCUGACGGAGGGGACUUGGAAGGGGGAGAUUAGUUUGUAA